This is a messenger RNA of Melanotaenia boesemani (Boeseman's rainbowfish), 2092 nucleotides long. Its product is annotated as UDP-glucuronosyltransferase 2C1-like. The record is from RefSeq and is a predicted model, not a curated record. NCBI's taxonomy places the organism in Eukaryota, Metazoa, Chordata, Actinopteri, Atheriniformes, Melanotaeniidae. Bases 247 to 1851 code for a protein of 534 amino acids. Gene Ontology annotation, molecular function: UDP-glycosyltransferase activity. The transcript is spliced from 3 exons.
GAUCCUGAUCUGGUAGAUAGAUGACAGGUAACGUCCCGCAUAGUCACGACACCAAAGACCGGACUACAUGGUGCAUUCAGCACCACAAAACUUCAUUAAAUUAUAGUGACACUUCAGCUGCGGUACAAGAAGUGGGGCUGUCUUUCUUGGAUUUGGCCUGUAAAUGUGUAACUACUGCUGCUGUCAGAAAGCGCAGGAGAGCAGUAAACAGCAUAUCAUUUUGCCUGAACUGCAGAGAAGUACCUGAUGGUCAGCAUGGCUCAUUCAUCUUUGCUCAUCUUGACUCUUAUGUUCAUGCAACUAUCCAGUACAUCAGGGGGCAAGAUUCUGGUGUUCCCACUGGAUGGAAGUCACUGGAUAAACAUGAAAGUGCUUGUAGAGGCUCUGCAUGCCAGAGGUCACGAGAUCACUGUUAUUCGAGAGUCUGAUAGCUGGUACAUCAGUGAAAAAUCUCCUCUCUACACCUCCGUAACUCUGUCCUGUCGAGGUGGUUUUGAGGAAAACUUUGGAAUCUUUUUGUCUCGACAGCUGGAGAUUCGGCUGCAGAGAAAACCUACAACUUUUUGGUCCCGCUUCUUGACUCAUAUUCAGAUGGAGAAGCUGAUUUUAGACCAGUUCUCAGAGUUUCAUAAGAAAAUGAGUGAAACAAUCAUUCACAUGUUUGAAGAUGAGCACCUGAUGCAGUCUUUACGCGCUGCUAAAUAUGACAUGGUCUUGACUGACCCUGGCAUUGGUGGAGGUGCGCUGCUGGCACGUUGGCUGCAAGUUCCUCUGGUUUUCAAUGUCAGAUGGACCAUUCAGGGUGAAGCUCACUUCCUUAUUGCUCCUUCACCUUUGGCAUACAUUCCAUUCACUGCAACAGAGCUGACAGAUAAAAUGACCUUCCCUCAAAGGGUAAAGAACGUUUUGAGUUAUAUUGCUGGGAUGUACACUCUCUCUUGCAUCACUGAACCUGCUUACAAGCCAAUAGUUAAACAUUACUUUGGCCCUGAUGUGGAUUACUCAACAUUUUUUCUGGAUGCUGAUAUAUGGCUGAUGAGAAAUGAUUUUAUCUUUGAGUUUCCACGUCCAACAAUGCCAAAUAUUGUCUAUAUGGGUGGCUUUCAAUGCAAGCCCCCAAAUCCACUCCCUGCUGAUUUGGAGGAGUUUGUUCAGACUUCUGGAGAUCAUGGAGUCAUAAUAAUGACUCUAGGAACAUUAGUUGGAAAGCUUCCUCAGGAUAUCUGCGAGGAAAUUGCUGCAGCCUUUGCUCAACUGCCUCAAAAGGUUAUUUGGAGGUAUGUGGGACAAAGGCCAACCAACCUGGGCAACAACACAUUACUUGUCAAAUGGCUGCCACAAAAAGACCUUCUAGGACAUCCCAAAGCUAAAGCUUUCGUGACCCAUGGAGGAACUAAUGGAGUUCAGGAGGCAAUUUACUACGGAGUUCCUGUUGUUGGAAUUCCUCUGUUCUACGAUCAGCCUGAAAAUCUUUCCAGAAUCCGAGCAAAGGGAGCAGCUGUGACUGUGGAUAUCUCCAUGCUAGAUAGACAUGUCUUCAAAGAGGCAUUGAUGGCAGUUCUUUAUAAUUCCACCUACAGGGUAAACAUGCAGACUCUCUCGAAGCUGCACAGAGAUCAGCCAGUGAAACCUCUGGAUCUGGCAGUAUUUUGGAUAGAGUAUGUCAUAAGGCAUAAAGGUGCCCGCCAUCUGCGGACUCAGUCCCACAAAAUGUCCUGGUUUGUUUACAACUCUGUUGACGUCAUUGCAGCUUUGCUGACAGUUGCUUUGCUGGUGACAUUAAUCUGCAUUUCUGUUGUUAGAUUACUGUGGAGGAGGAUUUUUGUUGGGGGAAAAGUUAAAUGUGAAUGAAACAGUGAUUGUGAGAUGAAAGAUAAUUCAUUUAAUAAUUCAAGUCUGUGAUUUCUUUUUUUCUUGCUUUACUCAGUUUACUAAAGUGUUAGCAUAUCACCCAUAAUGUUAGAAGGAUAUUGUUUUUAGAAUAAUUGCUCUCUUUAUUUCUGUUUAUACACAUCAGUUAUCAUCUUUAACUAAUCAGAUGCAAUUGAGAAGAUAUAUAAUUUAUCAAGAAUAAAUCAUACUGUCACAAUCA